Molecule: messenger RNA, 1171 nt
Organism: Caenorhabditis angaria
Lineage: Eukaryota; Metazoa; Nematoda; Chromadorea; Rhabditida; Rhabditidae
Source: the annotation of a GenBank genome assembly
AUGAUGCAUCAAUAUUCACUGCUAAUUCUGUCAUCCACCGUAUUUUGCCUAGUUUUAUGCGAUGUUCCUUUAGGCUACAGUAAUCGAGAAGGUCUUUCAGGACAUAUGGGAGCAUUUGCGGUAGGUUUUGAUUUUUGAGGGAGCCAGAAAAAAAAUGAUAGAAAAAGUUGAGAGUGAAAGGAGAAGGAAAAGUUGUCUUUUUUAUUUUUUGUGAUAAGAAAUUUAGAGCAAUUUUGAUUUUUUGCUUGUUUCUAAUUAUGACUUGUCAGCGAAAAAAAACUUGACAUAUGACUCUGAAAAAAAUGGGGUGAGAAAUAUGUGAUGACGUGGCAAAUUUUCCGGAAACUACAAUUUUAGCUGGAACUAGAUUUUUCUAGAAUUGUAUCUGGGAAAAAUGAAAUGACGUGACAAACAAAAUGCAGCGCCUAUGUAUAACCAUGAGAGAGCGCAGAGAAAAAUAAGCAGCGCCCAAAUUUCUUCAAUGAAAAAGUGGGCGCUGCUUAUUUUUCUCUGCGUCUCUCAAAAUAAUGCAUAGGCGCUGCUUAUUUUCCAAAAGUGGGCGGAGCUUAGCAGCGCCUAUGUAUAAUCUUGAGAGAGCGCAGAGAAAAAUAAGCAGCGCCUACUGAAGAAAUCUUAGGCGCUGCUCGUUUUUCUCUGCGCUCUCUCAAAAUAAAGCAUAGGCGCUGCUUGUUUUCGAAAUUCAAAGAGCGCUCCACUGAAAAAAACUCAUUCUCCCAAAAAAUUCAAAUUUUUGCAGUCUCUCAAUUGGAGCGACUACGAACUCAAUCUAAUCUCCUCUUUACACGCAACUGGAAAUUAUCAUGAAAUCAUGAAAAUGGUCAAGGAUAAAUUGGUGGAAAGUGAAGAUUUGCCACUAGGCGAAAGACGAAAAAUCGAGAAUUUGCUGAAAAAAAUGCGACCGCCUCCACUUUUCAAAAAUUUGUUGGAUGAAGAAGAUACGAACAGAGUAAGAGAAUUUCGUUGGAAGAAAAAAAAAUAAAUUUUGAAAAAUUUUCAGGUUCGAAUUGCUCACGGCUCAGGUGAUCUUCAAACAGUCCUCCAAAUUAUCGAUUCUCGGCUCCGCGAGCUGCCAAAAAAUCUCUACGAAGUCGCCCUAACCUAUUUAGCCGACCUAUCACCCAAAUAUGAACCAGAACAGCAAGAUGUCUAA